AUGGGCGGGCCCUUGCGCAGUGACGCUUCCGCCAACGAGGCCCAAGAGUCCAGGGAGAUUGGAGAAGGGGGAUAUAGAGAGGGAGGAGCACCUGCUGCCCACAGCAUCGACCACGUGGGCACGCGUUGCAGAGUUCGCUUCAUCCAGGGUAACUCAUUCUGCCCAAUAUACAGGGUGGCGGAGCUGUCCGUGGCGUACGCCCUCAUGAAUGAUGGGUCGUUCAGUAUUCGCUUCGACACAGACGUUCGCGUGCCAAUUGUAGCCAAACUUGAGGUGAACGGGAAGAUGUUCAACAACGAGUACCGCAUCUUGCCAAACGGGAGCCGGACGGUAAAGGAGGUUCACGAGCCCAACGUUGCCACGACGAGGGCCUUCGUGUAUCAUCCGCUUAUCGUCUUUGACAACGUUCUCCAGCGAGAGGUCAGCCCAGGGGAGAUGGAAUUACGAACAAUAGAGGAGGCCAAUGAGUUUACGUCGCUAUUCCGUGUUUUCUUUCUUUCUGUGAAAGGCGGGGUGGCAGCAACGCGAGAGGGCGUGUGGAAAAUAAAUUACAAGAAGGAACCCCUGGCUGUGGAAAUGGUUCGUGUAGGACACAGAGCCAUGCUGGCGAAAUUAUUUGACGUCUCACUUGCGGAGUUGGUUAAGUCCUUGCGGCAGGCUUCGCCUAGUAGACCUUCCUCCGUCAGUCGGACUCUGUCGCUGGCACCGCCGCCACUGCCUGCGCCCGCAAUGAGUCCACGAAGAAGAAGUGAUGCUGACAGUUUUUUGCCCCUUCGUAGCACCAGCACAACCAGCUUCAGUCGCUGGACAUCACGCUCUACCAGCAUAGAGAGGGGAACUCGGCCCCGGGCCUCCUCACUCACGUGCUUCAUGCAAUCCUCAGGUGCUCUACAGGGUCAUGACUCGCCAGUGCAGCGGUCGUUGUCUGGUGGGAAACGUCACGCGGCGCCGCGCCAAUUGCGACGUGGGAGACGCGUUGAUUCGUCGCGAUCACCCAAACCAGGGAGGAAGUCCGCCUCACGCAGCUCGCCGCCCUCUCCUUCGGUGUUGCAUGUUAUGCCAACGCCUCGCGUCAACUCUCCAACGCCGCCGUCUUUGCAUUCAAGGGGGAACGGUAGUUCCGUCAGUCGCACUGCAGCAAGAAAAAAAAUCUUGCCUUUUGGUCUGAAGGGCAAGAGUUUUCUUGCUGGUGAAAAUGAUGUGGAGAAACAGGGUUCUAAGAAUAACUCUUAUCAUAUCUGUGUGGGUUGCAAUGCUGUGUUUGAGCGGGAACGUGUGUUGUUCUAUGAAAUAGUCACCCACCUUAAGGAGAAGGUCUGUGCUCUCCAACAGGAAAACGUGGAGCUUAGAGCUCGCUGCGGAGAAGAUGCAUCUUUUUCUCUAAAUUGCACGGAUGCCCUCAACCAGGCGCCUCCAACGUUGUAUCUGGAAGGUUUAGAUACAACACUUCAACCACCUGACGGUUUUAGGCAGGAAGAGGAAGAGGAAAAUGAGAUGGAUGUGAACCCACUACUGACGCCAGAUUUAUCACACGACAAGAGUGGAAGCAGUGAAGGUGCGGUGGUGGGUUACUGCUAG
This is a messenger RNA of Trypanosoma rangeli, 1578 nucleotides long. RefSeq lists its product as uncharacterized. Lineage: Eukaryota; Euglenozoa; Kinetoplastea; Trypanosomatida; Trypanosomatidae. The transcript has a single exon. The record is from RefSeq and is a predicted model, not a curated record. The coding region runs from base 1 to 1578 and encodes 525 amino acids.